AGCUGUUCGCUUAUCUCUGCCCUGGAUCAUCUGGUGUACGUCUACGCCGUUGGUUCUGUGAAACCUACAGUGUGGCAGCUUGAUCGACUUGGACGACCUACAUAGAGUAUCGUUGCAUUCAUCGUUCGUCAGGGUAGCGAAGUUUUGGGUUUUUGUUGCUGCCUGAUAACCGCAAAGCGAAGCAUCUCCUGCCGCUGACAUCACCCCCUUGCGUCGAACGUAUCGUUUGUUUUUUUCUGUUUGCUUCAUCUUCACACUAACUAAGCUCACCCUUUUACUUCGGCGUGAUGGCGAAGCCAAUCAUGGUGGUCGGCACGAGCGCGCCGCGUCGCCGUGAAAUCGCGCAGACCCACUUCGGCGACGCCUUCGAUCUCGAGUACCUCUCCCCCGACAUCGAUGAAAAGCAAUUCCGCUCCGCCGAUCCGUUUUCUCUGACCUCUCUGAUCGCGCAUGGCAAGAUGGCAGCGCUGCGUGAAAAGAUCGCCGAGGAUGCCGACUUGCAGGCGCGCCUUGCGCAGCGUCCCGGCAGCGUGGCCGUGACUUUUGACCAAGUGGUGUACUACCACAACGAAAUCCGCGAGAAGCCCGAAUCGCUGGAGGAGGCGAUAGCUUUUAUCCGGUCCUACUCAAACAACCAACUGGGUACCGUCAUGACGACGGUGCUGUACUCUUUCGCACAGGACAGGAUGCUGUCCAUGCCGAACACAACGCUCACCUUCUACCGCGAGAUUCCAGCGGACGCGAUAGCGCGCGUGGUCGAGCGGGGGCAGUGCUUUCACACCGCUGGUGCCUUUGUCGUGGAGGACGCGGAUAUGAAAAAGAGCGAGGUUAAGAUCGAGCCGGGCACGGAGGAGGAGGUGUGCGGCUUCUCCGAGAAUUCUGUGCGUGCGCUACUCGAUGACGUGAAUGCCGCAUAA
Molecule: messenger RNA, 917 nt
Organism: Leptomonas pyrrhocoris
Lineage: Eukaryota; Euglenozoa; Kinetoplastea; Trypanosomatida; Trypanosomatidae
Exons: 1
Coding region: 288-917 (209 amino acids)
Molecular function (GO): nucleoside triphosphate diphosphatase activity
Source: RefSeq, a predicted model, not a curated record